Messenger RNA from Mus pahari (shrew mouse), 3632 nucleotides. It is a transcript of the gene Sap130, whose product is annotated as Sin3A associated protein 130. The record is from RefSeq and is a predicted model, not a curated record. The coding region runs from base 120 to 2915 and encodes 931 amino acids. The transcript is spliced from 19 exons. Gene Ontology annotation, biological process: negative regulation of transcription by RNA polymerase II. Lineage: Eukaryota; Metazoa; Chordata; Mammalia; Rodentia; Muridae. Gene Ontology annotation, cellular component: Sin3-type complex.
GGGGACAGAGUGCUAGCGGCCCGGCUGCGGCUGCGGCUCCGGAGCCCGAGGACAUUAGCCCUAAAGACGGGGAGCACACAAGAGCAAGCUCUAGACGGCGUGGCCGCGCCCAGGUGGAAAUGAGUUCCCAGCAGUUUCCUCGGUUAGGAACCCCUUCCCCUGGGCUUAGCCAGCCACCUUCACAGAUCACAAGCAGUGGUUCCGCAGGGUUGAUAAACCAAGUUGCCACAGUUAACGAUGAGGCUGGCCGAGAUGCUGAUGUUGGUACCAGGGAGCAUGUGGGCCCUAGCAGCUCCCUGCCGCCCCGGGAAGAGAAGCAGGAGCCAGUUGUGGUAAGGCCUUAUCCACAGGUACAGAUGCUGCCUGCACACCAUGCUGUCGCCUCAGCCACUCCUGUCGCAGUGACAGCCCCGCCAGCACACCUGACACCAGCAGUACCACUCUCUUUUUCAGAAGGACUUAUGAAGCCACCCCCGAAGCCUACCAUGCCUAGCCGUCCCAUUGCUCCUGCUCCCCCUUCUACCAUGUCACUUCCCCCGAAAGUUCCAGGGCAGGUUACUGUUACCAUGGAGAGCAGCAUCCCUCAAGCCUCAGCCAUUCCUGUGGCAACAAUCAGUGGACAACAGGGGCAUCCCAGUAACCUGCAUCAUAUUAUGACCACAAAUGUUCAGAUGUCCAUAAUCCGCAGCAAUGCUCCCGGGCCCCCUCUUCACAUUGGAGCUUCCCACUUACCUCGAGGUGCAGCUGCUGCUGCUGUGAUGUCCAGCUCUAAAGUAACCACAGUCCUGAGGCCAACUUCACAGCUGCCAAAUGCUGCUACGGCACAGCCAGCAGUGCAGCACCUCAUUCACCAGCCAAUCCAGUCUCGGCCACCUGUGACCACCUCCAGUACUAUCCCUCCUGCUGUGGUAGCGACAGUCUCAGCCACCAGAGCACAGUCUCCUGUCAUCACUACUACAGCAGCACACGCGGCUGACUCAGCGCUCAGUCGGCCCACUUUAUCUAUCCAGCAUCCACCAUCUGCAGCCAUUAGUAUUCAGCGUCCUGCACAGACUCGAGAUGUGACAACAAGAAUCACACUACCUUCUCAUCCUGCGUUAGGGACUCCGAAACAACAGCUGCAUACAAUGGCUCAGAAAACCAUCUUUAGUACUGGCACACCAGUGGCUGCAGCUACAGUAGCACCUAUUCUGGCAACCAACACGCUUCCUUCAACAACCACAGCUGGAUCUGUGUCGCACACACAAGCUCCCACAAGUACAAUUGUUACCAUGACAAUGCCCUCCCAUUCAUCCCAUGCUACUGCUGUGACCACUUCAAAUAUCCCAGUUGCUAAGGUGGUGCCCCAGCAGAUCACACACACUUCCCCUCGGAUCCAGCCUGAGUACCCUCCGGAAAGAAGUAGCCUGAUUCCCAUUUCCGGNCAUCGGGCCUCUCCAAAUCCUGUGGCUAUGGAAACCCGAAAUGAUAACAGACCUUCCGUUCCUGUUCAGUUCCAGUACUUCUUGCCAACUUACCCACCCUCUGCCUACCCACUGGCUGCACACACCUACACCCCCAUCACCAGUUCUGUGGACGUUAUUCUACCCUUUCCUGUUUCUGCUCAGGCCCCAAACUCCACCAUCACAGCUCAGACUGGCGUUGGUGUAGCAUCUACAGUCCACCUGAACCCCAUGCAGCUGAUGACAGUGGAUGCUUCACAUGCCCGACAUAUCCAGGGGAUCCAGCCAGCACCCAUCAGUACACAGGGAAUCCAACCAGCCCCCAUUGGGACAUCAGGGAUCCAGCCAGCACCAAUUGGCACCCAAGGAAUCCAUUCAGCAGCCCCAAUCAACACUCAGGGGCUUCAGCCAGCAACGAUGGGUAAUCAGCAGCCACAGCCUGAAGGGAAAACUUCAGUGGUGUUGGCAGAUGGAGCUACAAUUGUAGCCAACCCUAUUAGCAACCCUUUCAGUGCUGCUCCAGCAGCAACCACAGUGGGCCAGACACACAGUCAGAGUGCUAGCACCAACACACCAGCCCAGGGCUCUUCUCCCCGGCCCAGCAUACUGCGGAAGAAACCUGCCACAGAUGGAAUGGCAGUCCGGAAAACUCUCCUCCCUCCUCAGCCUCCUGAUGUGACUAGUCCUCGAGUAGAAAGCUCUAUGCGGAGUGCUUCUGGGUCACCUAGACCUGCAGGUGCCAAACCUAAAUCUGAAGUGCAUGUGUCUAUAGCCACUCCAGUCACAGUGUCCUUGGAGACCAUAUCCAAUCAAAAUGCCGAACAACCUACCGUUGCNGUCCCUCCAACUGCCCAGCAGCCGCCACCGACCAUUCCCAGCAUGAUUGCAGCAGCCAGUCCUCCAUCCCAACCAGCCAUUGCUCUUUCCACCAUUCCCGGAGCCNUGCCUGUCACUCCACCCAUCACCACCAUUGCUGCUGCACCAACACUGUCAGCACCUGUGGGCGGCACUCCUUCCACGGUCCUGGGACCUCCUGUUCCUGAGAUCAAAGUAAAAGAAGAAGUGGAGCCAGUGGACAUCACCAGGCCUGUCUCUAAGGAGAAGAAAGCUAUGCUACAGGAAAUAGCUAAUCAGAAAGGUGUGUCCUGCCGUGCGCAGGGCUGGAAAGUUCACCUCUGUGCUGCCCAGUUACUACAGCUGACAAAUCUAGAACACGACGUUUAUGAAAGACUUACCAACCUACAGGAAGGGAUUAUCCCAAAGAAAAAGGCAGCAACUGAUGACGAUCUACAUCGAAUAAAUGAGCUGAUACAGGGAAACAUGCAGAGGUGUAAACUAGUGAUGGACCAAAUCAGUGAAGCCAGAGACUCUAUGCUUAAGGUUUUGGAUCACAAAGAUCGGGUCCUGAAGCUUCUCAACAAGAACGGGACUGUCAAGAAAGUGUCAAAAUUGAAACGAAAGGAGAAGGUGUAGACCCGGAAGAAUCAGGACUUGGAAACAGAAUUUAUGAAGAAUGAUGCUGCGGGGGUGGGGGGAGGGGGGAGGGCUUUGCUACUUUGACAAUGGAGCAUUGAAUUGCAGGACACUUUUCUUCGUUCACUUGAGGAAGCAGAUCUGGUGGCACAGAAGGAUCAGAACUGGACUGACGUGCCGAGUCCGCCUUCCUCUAGACGCACACCUAUUGCACCUCAGUUUUCAGGGACUCCAGACACUUGGUGACACAGAUGGCCAGCUGAGUUUUCAGCCUUUCAGUCCAUAGACUGUAUUUAUCUGGUGGAUUCCUGUAGGGCCUGAGCUGAGCCUGGACUAAAAGUGUCCACUUGGACAAUCUAUUCUCUCUAGACUAAACAUAAAACCUCUUCUUACCCCAGUCACUUCUCCUGUUUGACUGUCCAAUGCCCAAAUUGGCCUUCUACAGUGGUGCCACAGCACCCAGAGAGCUGCCACAUCUCAUGCAAAAGGAUCCAGCAAUCAGUUCUUGUCAUUUUCAAAAGAAUCAUUUCCAAGUGAUACUGUUACACUGUCUGUCCUGCCUGUGUCAGCUGGAUUCUUGUGGAGGUUGAGAGCAAACUACACUAAAGUGCUCUGGAAUCCUGUUCUAGAGAACAUUUCCAGUUAUCUUUACUUCCCUACCGCUGUGAUGCUGUUAAUCAGAUGUACCAUGCACCUCCAGACAUCAAUAAAGGACUA